This is a messenger RNA of Penicillium mononematosum, 534 nucleotides long. RefSeq lists its product as uncharacterized. Gene Ontology annotation, cellular component: BLOC-1 complex. Gene Ontology annotation, biological process: endosomal transport. The record is from RefSeq and is a predicted model, not a curated record. The transcript has a single exon. Bases 1 to 534 code for a protein of 177 amino acids. Lineage: Eukaryota; Fungi; Ascomycota; Eurotiomycetes; Eurotiales; Aspergillaceae.
AUGGAUAACCCCACCCCGCAAUCCAACCCAAACCCAAAUCCAACCGCAGACCCAGCAAACACAACAGACGACCAACGACAAAAAGAAGCGCUGGCAGCCUUCACCGCCACGCUUCACUCCGUUGGAACGAAUCUCGAAGCGCCGCUUCGCGACCGCGCAGCAAACAUUCAAUCCAACGCGGCUGUGCUGGAAAGUCAAGAAGCCGAGCUAGCGGAGAAUACGCAGCGAUUAGCGCGGCAGAACCAGCAGUGGGUUGGAUUCGCGGAUGAGACGCGCGACGGUUUAAAGGAGAUUGGGGAUGUGCAGAAUUGGGCGGAGAUGAUUGAGCGUGAUUUGCUGGCCCUAGAGGAUAUGAUGGAUGUUGUUGAGAGGGAUCAUGAGAGUGAGAAUGGCGAUGAGCGGGGAGAUGGCGAUGCGGAACUGAAUGAGGAUUUGGAGAAUGGCAAUGCAAAUGGGCAAAAUGGGCAUGUUGAUAUUGAUGCUAAUGGGAAGAAACUGGAUCAGCCGGCGAAAGGGUGGUUGCGAUGGUGGUGA